AGAUCGGCCAGCGAUCGCGAUCGCUGGGGAUUGCUGGAUGGUCGGUGCUUUCGCGUGGGACAGUCGCGAAUAACUUAUCCAUGCAUGAAGUCCGUCCCGCAAUCGCGUAAACACGAAACGAAACCGUGUUGCCACCGGUUAUCAAAGAGGGUUGUGUGAGCCUUUAUUUUUUGUCAUUUGCGGCUAUUUUGGGCAUAACGGAAGAGCUAAAAAUAUCGCAAAUUAUUACUGCAAGCUCGGUGCCGCUUGUGCGUCAUAGAAUCGGGUGAACAAAAAGAUAUUCCGGUUCGAAUCGUUUCUGCUCCCACCAUGGUCCAGACGAGCAACAUCGAUUGCCGAAAGCAGCCACAUAGUGGCGACGACUGCAACCAGCACCGGUUCUCCAAAUUGUCUCAAACCGUUAAGGCGCUACGGGCUGAGCUGCAAACCCAGCGCAGCAACCGCAAACCAAACGGAUGCUGUGCGCACCAUCGCAAGGAGCGAAGGAAAAAGAAUCGCACGCGCUCGAAGGUGGUACUGACGGGUGAGAAGUUCGAAGAUCCGGAUCCGUAUCAGCUGGCCGUGCGUAAAACCAACUAUGGCAAACGAAAGGAGAAGUUAAAGUUUGUCGGCGAACAGUUCCAGGAUCCGGACCCGCACGGAUUAGCCAUUCGCAAAACGAGCAGCACGAGCAGCUGCCCUAGUGAGCGCGAAGUUUCAUACCAGUAUCGCACCCAGCUCGUCGAAACCCAUCCUGCCACCGUGUACGCGCCAUUCGAUUACAUAAACCGCGAAAAGUGUAUCGCCGAAAUGCCCGAAGAGGAAACGAAAUCUGACCAUGUGAAUGUGAUUAAGCAAUCGGAACCGGCACAGGCGGACGAGGGCCGCAGGUCUCUCCUGGCGCAGGCCUGUGCUGUGGGUGUGAAAAAUGUGCUACUGCUCGGGUAUGGCAUGACACUGGGCUUUCCGACCAUUGUGAUCCCAGCCAUUCAGGGUGGUGAUGGCCGUGAGCCUGCCCUCGAGCGAGACGUGACACUGAGUCGAGAGCAAAUUUCCUGGCUGAGUUCCAUCAAUCUGAUCUGCGUUCCGUUAGGCAGCAUUUUCUCCGGCAUGCUUGCCCAACCGAUCGGCAGACGACGAGCAAUGCAGCUUAUCAACAUUCCCAUUUUCAUCGCCUGGAUGUUGUUCCACUACGCCAGUGAUGUAACGUUCCUCUACUUGGGACUGGCACUGGCCGGGCUCAGUGGUGGACUCGGCGAAGCGCCAGUGUUAACGUACGUUGCCGAAAUUACGCAGCCUCGUUAUCGAGGCAUGCUUGCCGCUACGGGUUCGACAUGUGUCAUCUUGGGGGUUUUGCUCGAGUUUCUUAUGGGCAGCUUCAUGAAAUGGCGGGCAGUCGCACUGGUUAGUUCCGCCGUGCCUGUACUGGCCGCGCUAUUACUCUUUUUCAUACCGGAAAGUCCCGUUUGGCUGGCAAGCAAAGGGCGUCUCGAGCAAUCCAGGGCGGCACUUGCCUGGCUGCGCGGUUGGACUUCGAAGGAGCAGGUGGAAGUGGAGUUUAUGGAGAUCGAGCGUCAAAUGACAAAAGAUGCGGAACUGCAGAAAGGUUUCACUAUCGUGGACAAGGCGCGGCUCUACACCCAGCGUGCCUUCCUGCAACCCUUCGGUAUCAUCCUGCUGUGCUUCUUUAUCGGUCACUUUUCCGGUAUGACGACACUACAAACUUACGCCGUCCAGAUCUUUCACACGUUGAAAGCCCCUAUCAACAAAUACUACGCGACUUGUCUGCUCGGUCUGACCGAGCUAAUCGGGACACUUUUUUGCGUAUUUCUGGUGCAUCGUACUGGCAAGCGACCGCUGGUGUUUACCUCCACUAUCGGAUGUGCUGUUUGCUUUUUCGGAGCCGCCAGCUAUGCUUACUUCGUGAACGACAUCCCGGGGGCAGCUGUUCAGAACGUGGUAGCAAAUGUGUCCUCCAUCAAGGCGGACAUCACGGUCAUUCCUUUGCAAGCGAAGGAAGUUAUCGCUGAAUGGCACCGGAACAGCUCCGAGCUGCAGUCGCUCAAUUUCACGCACAUUGAGAUGCAGCUCGGCAACGGAAGCAUGCUGGACCGGUUCGAGAGCCGUAACAGCUCGCUGGAAGGCAUAGUGUACGCCGCACAAAGCUUCACUAAUUACUAUCUCAACGAUAGUCUCAACGAACCGAUCAAUAUCACGAUCAGCUACGGCGAGUACGUUAAAUCCGCAAUUCCGAGAGAGGUGUUCGUUCCGCUGCCGCACGUGAACAAGAACAAGUUCGUCUGGGUGCCGCUGACCCUGCUGCUUGGCAGCGCCUUUUUAACGCAUAUCGGCAUUCGAUUGGUACCGUGGAUACUGAUCGGUGAGCUCUUUGCGCCAAAUGUGCGCAGCGGAGGGUCGGGUUUAGCUGGAGGAAUCGCAUACAUCUUUGGUUUCAUCGCCAACAAAACCUUCUUAAAAAUGUUAGCAGUCUUCACUCUGCCGGGAACGUUCUGCAUCUACUCACUGGUAACGAUCAUCGGAGCCAUGAUACUUUAUAAAGUGCUUCCCGAGACGGAAGGUAAGUCGCUUCAGGAAAUCGAAACGUACUUUCUCUCUCGGAAUGAACGGUCCGCACGGAUCGAUCAAGAAGAACCGGCCCCACCCCGACCGGGUCCCAAGAUUUCCACCGGCAGCAUGCAAACUGUCCCGCCACCGAUUCCACCCAAACCCUAUCCUCUGAAGGACGAUAUUGAUCGUGCUCGGAGAAUUUCGCUGGUGCCUCGACAAAUGUCGCAGACCUCGCGAAAUACGACAGUGUCCGACUUUUCCAGAGCAUCGUUUAACUCCCAGCACUCCAACCACCACUCGGAACUGAGUCGCAAUUCUUCCUGGACCUCUUACACGCUGGAAGACAUGCAUGAUCCGCCCCAGCCGCAGGUGUUUCGUAAAAUAUCUGAAACGCUUCACGAACCAACCUUCGCCCCGUCACUCCAAACGACGUUACAGUACCCUGUAGCUACGGCAGCUAAAGUACCGAAACCACCGCUGUCCAGAAAUCAGUCCGCAAAUGCUAUCCGCGUUGAUGAUCCUGGUGCUCUUCCGACUCGCAAGAUAUCCGGCGGGAAACAAACCGUACUCACUGCUCCCAGCGAGUUAAAGCUUCCGGUACACAAAACCCAACCCAUGAAUCGGCCAGUACGUGCCCUGGCAAAAAGACCACCGCCGUCUCACCAAUUCGAUUUCCAAAGUUGUGAGAGCAAUAGGAAAUUUGAAGAAUUUCUAUACCGUUAUCAGAAUAAAAGCGAAAGCGCCCAGAUGCCGGUCAAGCGCCCGAUGCGUCACGUAACCAGCGCACACGAUCUGAAAGCAUUCGAGCAAGACCAUCUUCCCGGUGCUGGGAUGACGCCUGCCAAUAAUGGCGGAAUGUUAACGGAUCGAAAGCUGUUCAACAGCGCCACCAAACUGACCUCGUGCGCAUACGCGACAGACGAUGGGGAGUCCGAGAGAAAUGGACGGGUGAGUGGGCUGGACAAUGCCGUGUUUCUUUUAAGCUCCAGUGACGAAUCAACCGACAUGUAGAUAUCAAUAAAGUAGUACGCUUGUGCAUAGUUUGUUUGGUUUGUUUGGACCGAUAAUGAAA
Messenger RNA from Anopheles stephensi (Asian malaria mosquito), 3619 nucleotides. RefSeq lists its product as uncharacterized. Gene Ontology annotation, biological process: transmembrane transport. NCBI's taxonomy places the organism in Eukaryota, Metazoa, Arthropoda, Insecta, Diptera, Culicidae. Gene Ontology annotation, cellular component: membrane. The record is from RefSeq and is a predicted model, not a curated record. The coding region runs from base 310 to 3558 and encodes 1082 amino acids. Gene Ontology annotation, molecular function: transmembrane transporter activity. The transcript has 5 exons.